AUAAUACUUGUUGAGUAUUAUGAAAUACUUAAGAAACAGAUUUAUCGAAGAUUUGUGUCCAUCUUGGUUUUGUUUUUUCUAUGGUCACAAAUGAAAAAGAGGGUUACAACGAUAAUAAAAUGGUAAAUACGAUGUGGUGUUAAAAUCGGUUAAAACUGUCGGCGCAAGACUUAGUGGUUAUAAUUAAUGUAAUUAUUUAUUUUCUACAUGCUACGACGUAAAGAAAAACAGUAUUUAUGUAAUAAUUAUUAAAACACACGAUAUUACAUCAACAUUAGUAUUGAAGUUAAUCGUACGUAGGAAUUUCUACAUUUUUAAAACAGCUUUUAGAAAGUAACAAUGGAGGAAAAAGAUAGUACUGAUGUAUUGGGAGACGAAGAAUCUGAAGAGACAGAAAAUAUAAUAAUAAAUGAAGUUGACGGCUUACCUAACUUGCAUCCUAAUUAUGAACAAUUGGAACUUGAUUUUGAAGGAGAACAAGGACACGGUUGUUUGAAUUCAAGAUCAAUAGAUGAAUUGGUUCACGAUGAAGAUUUACCGACUUCUGUUAUUGUUACAAAUGUAGAUCCUGGAGUGUUCAAAAUAGAUGAAUUAAAAUCUACAAUAGAAGAUCUUUUUAAACAAUUUGGAGAAGACGCUACAUUUCAAUACUUCAAAUCAUUUAGAAGAAUGAGAGUUAACUAUAAUUCUCCAAGUGCAGCAGCUAGUGCUAGAAUACAAUUACAUCAAACUCACUUUGGUAAAACUGAUAUUAAUUGUUAUUUUGCACAACCUGUAACACCGAUAGAUAUGGAAGAUCAACAUCUUCAACCGCCAGCUCCUACAAAGCAGUUCCUAAUUUCUCCUCCAUCGUCUCCACCUGUGGGAUGGGAGCCACGCGAGGAAAAUGAACCUUUAGUCAAUCAUGAUUUAUUGGCUGCUAUUGCAAACUUGUCUGCAGACUGGCAAAUCAUCAUGGCCUAAACAGAAAGCUUAAUAAAAGAAGCUUGGCGCUUAACGUGUUAAAAAGUGGUAGUCAUGAAUUACAUCCCGGAGGUUCUGGGCAACCAGGCAUUGUUGUUCACGUAUGUGAAACUGAAAAUCCUAUGAAAGGUGGCCCACGUAUUCAACAUACACGUUGUCCAGAACAUUAAUGAAAUUUAUUUGGAUACACAUGAUACCUUAUACACGUCCAAUAAAUCAUUUAUCCAUCCAAAAAGUAACUAUAAUAAACAAAAUAUCGUACAAAAAUGGCAAUGAACGUAAAUUAUAAUUUAUGUCAACAUAUUGCAAAAAUUAAUUUUUUUUUCUUUUUUUCCAUUCCCCAUCUUUUUUUCUUUUUCUUUUUUACCCAUUUCAAAUUUUUGCCAUAAAGUUAAAUAUUAAAGUGUUAUAAAUAGUCAGUGAAAAUAUGAAAAUUCUUAUGAAAAAUAUAGGUAUUUAAUAUAUAAUAUUAAAGUUCUAAUCAAAAUUAAUUCCACGAGAAAUUCUUGUUAUAUUAAUGUAAAAAUUUCUCCGACUCGCCCCCCCCCCCUUCCACUAUAAAUGUUAUUAAUAAUAACUGUUUACAUAUAGUCUAGAGUAUCUAGACUUAAUAUCAGUUUGAAGUGUCUGUUCUGAGAAAAUAUGUUCAUUAAUUUUUAGACUAUUUAAUGUUAAUUCGGGCUAAAUCAAUAAUACAAAUCACAAAAAUGUACAGUUUACGAAUUAAAAAAAAAAAAAAUAGAAAGUAUCUAUAUCAAUGAAGUUAAAUAUUAUUAACAAAAAAAUAAAAUAUUGGUAAACAUUGAUGUUUUUGUGAAACACAACACACACACACACACAAAUUCUAGAUUAAAAAAGAAAAACAAGAAAAAAUAAGAAAAGAAGAUUGGGUAUUAAUUCUUGAAAAAAAUUAAAUUAUUAAUUGUAUUCUCUGCUAUAUGUCAUGAAAAUUACUCUUUAUCGCAUAAAACUUAAAGCUUAUACACUAUGCAGUAUUAGAUAAUAUGAUAAUACUGAUAAGUAAAAAAGACAAAAAAAAUCAAAGAGUAAUACUGCAUUAACGACUUAAAUUGUUCUUUAAAUUUAUCGAUGUUCCUUGUAUUUUAAAGUAUUGCUCAUUGUUUUACUUUAAUGUUGUGGAAAUGCAAAUGUUAUAAUAAUAUCUAGAAGCCUACAAUAAUUAAUUACAACAACAACAAUAAUAAUUAUAAUAAUAAUAAUAAUAAUAAUAAUAAUAAUAAAAUAUAUGAAAAUGUCAAUCUGAUCGUAAUCUUCACGUUCAGCAGAUUCUUUGAAAGGGAAAAUAUUCAAUUAAAAUAUAAGUUAUGUUUGCCUGUGGAAGUUAAGAUUCAAAUGUAGUUAUGAUAUUAAAAUAUGUGUGAUGUACAUAUACACGUGUGGAUGCGUGCGUGCAUGUUAUUUUAAUGAAUGCGGUAUAUAAAACGGAUAUUUGAUCAUA
This is a messenger RNA of Polistes canadensis, 2422 nucleotides long. It is a transcript of the gene sra, whose product is annotated as protein sarah. Gene Ontology annotation, molecular function: nucleic acid binding; calcium-dependent protein serine/threonine phosphatase regulator activity. The coding region runs from base 340 to 963 and encodes 207 amino acids. Gene Ontology annotation, biological process: calcium-mediated signaling. Gene Ontology annotation, cellular component: cytoplasm; nucleus. The transcript has 6 exons. The record is from RefSeq and is a predicted model, not a curated record. Lineage: Eukaryota; Metazoa; Arthropoda; Insecta; Hymenoptera; Vespidae.